UGCCAACAUUGUUCGGGCGUUAGAGUUAUUUGUAAAAGCAGAUGUGCUGAGUGGGGAGAAUGCCUACAUGUGUGCCAAGUGCAAGAAGAAAGUGCCAGCCAGCAAGCGCUUUACCAUCCAUCGAGCAUCCAAUGUACUCACGAUCUCUCUCAAGCGCUUUGCCAACUUCAGUGGAGGCAAGAUCACCAAGGAUGUAGGCUACCCUGAAUUCCUAAAUAUCCGUCCAUACAUGUCACAAAACAAUGGUGAUCCUGUCAUGUAUGGCCUCUAUGCUGUGCUUGUGCAUUCAGGAUACAGCUGUCAUGCAGGGCAUUACUACUGCUAUGUCAAGGCCAGUAAUGGGCAAUGGUACCAGAUGAAUGAUUCCCUAGUACAUUCAAGCAACAUCAAAGUUGUUCUUAAUCAACAAGCCUAUGUGCUCUUCUAUCUAAGGAUCCCAAGUACCAGGAAGAAUUCUGAAGGGCCCAUCUCCAAAAGUAACUGCCCUGCGUCCAACCGAGCAAGCAUAGUUUCUGACAAUAUGAAGAAAAGCAUGACCAAUGGUGCCCUCUCAUCACCGCUAAUGAGUAAAAGGCAAGAUGUGACUCAGGUGAAGAAGACUUCAGAAACUGAGGAAUCUGGUGUCCCCAUUCCUCGCAGUUCCUUUGCUUCCCACUCCAAACUUCAGAAUGGGACACUUCCUUCUCCUUCAUCUCCUCUUCCCAAGCUCAUCCCUACCAUUGGGUUCUCAUCUCCCAAAUUACCUAUCAAGCCAGCCUUCCUAGAUGACUUAAGCAAGAGGUCCAAGAAACAGCCCCUCCUGCCACUCAAAACAUCUCAGGACUUUGGUGAGACUGGCAGUGCCAGGAUGGAGAUGGGUAAGCAGAAUUCCUGGGGAGAUAAGGGAUUGACAUCAUCGCAGCUGGGAGCUUCUCCUAGAGGAGAUCCUGAGGCCAAAAUGCGUGAAGGAGGCACCGAGCUACCAAGUAAGGACUCUUCAUCGUUGACCUCUUCUUCAUCACCAUCGUCAUCAUCUUCUAGCAGUUCCUCUUCAUCCAGUCCUGCACAUAACUCCCUUAAGGGGCUUCCGCAGACCACGAUGGGCAUCAAUGGCUACUGCUCCUCUCAGGAAACAGACUGUGCCUCUGGAAAACAUGUUUCUGAGGACUCCAAAUUUGCCAAGCUAAAGUCACCAUUGUUGGCUAAUGUGAACAAUCUGGAGCUGGGAAGUACCAUGUCACCUCCACCUGCAAAGAAAUUGGCACUUUCUGCCAGGAAGGGCAGCAACACACUGCAGAAAGUGAGCGGCAGUGAGCAUCGAGCGCCGCCCCACUCCCCACCAGCUGCCACAAAUACCAUCCACCCUCUCUGUGCCGCUGCGCUUGGCUGUCCCAGGGUGCUCUCACCUGCUUCCAAAUCUUCAGCACCUCCACGUUUAGCUGACAGCACCUUUGUCAACGUCACACCCUCAUCCAGCUUCAAACCACGCUGCCUCUCUGCUGCCCCUCUGUCACCACCUGCUGUGCCCACCCAGGCCCUGAGCCACUCGUAUCCAGACAGGGACGAAGAACCUUUCCUUGCUAGUUCAAGGAAGAGGAAAAGGAAGCAUAGUAUUCCAGAGAAAGAGCAAGGUACCCAUUGCAAUGCAAAUAUUACACACUUCAGUGCUGAGGGUACCUGGCUGUCCAGUCCUCCCAGGAAGAAGAGGCAACUGAAGGAAAAUGGCCAUGUGUUGGCCUCUUCUAUACAGAAAAAUGACUUGGUGUCAGCCAAGAAGGAAAAACAAAGGGGAGCAUCUUUGAACUCCAGGGCACCAGAUUCUAAUCUGACUAACUCCAUCCGGAAGAAGAAGAAGAAAAAGAGGCUGCAGCAGAGGGAGAAAGACUGUACACCUUCACUGUCCUCCAUGGACAGCUGCCCUCCACAGCGUGAGGGAGGAGUAUUGGGAGAGGAGCUCUGUAACACAAAGAAGAAGAAGAAAAAGAAGAAAAAGCUGGUCCCUUCAACAGGCUCAGACAAAGGCAGCUCUGCUGGAGAGAGUGAGCACCGGAAGCACAAGAAGAGGGAGAGACAGGGGGGCUUGGUGGCUGCAGUGAACAACCCCCUCAAAAAAAGGCAUGGAAAUGGUCUCUGCUCAGCGAAUGAUAGCCCCUCAGCAGCCUUGGACUGUAGCAGCUUGCUUAGACAUGAGGACAAAUGCUCCUUGAACAUCCUGAGUCCAAAGAAGGAAGAGAUUCAACAUAAGCAUGGGCAGUCUGAUGUAGUCCAGGAGCUGCUGAAGGGCUCCCUGGAUAAGGCUUAUGGAAAGCAAGUACUGACAUGGGAUGGUGAAGUGUCUGCUAUCAGCCAAGAUGCCAUUCAUGAUUCUGCAUGGUUCCGGAGCCAAACAGUUCUUGAUGACUGGGAUGAAGAGUUUGACAGUGGAAAGGUAAAGAAAAUGAAGAAGCUCAAACGUGAGCGGAGAAGAAACUUCAAUGCCUUCCAGAAAUUGCAAAGCCGGCGUAACUUCUGGACUGAGACACAUCCAGCUAAAUUGGCUAGCCUGAGCUAUCGGCUAUGAGAUGAAUCGUUGGUGCUUUGAUCAGUGGUCAAGAUGGUGCAGUUAGAUAAAGGUUUUCCUGUGGCACUCACCUGUUGUAAAUCUCAACUCAACGGAUUGAGAUGCAUCAGUAGCUGCAUCAGUGCUAUGGCAGAUUCCUAUACCUUGGCGCUCCUUUUGACCAACAUUGAAAUGUCAAGUGUCACAAGCUGCUAGCUCUGCAGAAUUUGCAGGGGAAGUCUUUCUCGUGACCCAAGUGGGAUGCUGUUGUUUCAGAGGGCUCUCAAUGGAUCUUCUGCACAUCUUCUAAUGGAAAGCAGGCAUCUGUCAGCAUUGUUUACAGGCAUGUUACAGGGAGCCUUUGCCUGAGGAAGGCACCAUCCCAGGGUGGCAGUGGGAGCCUCGCGUGGACCAAGAGUGGGGUCGGGGUGAACAGUCACAAACACACCCCUGCACUGCCUUCAUCUCCACACAAGGCCUAAGUUUGAUGAGCUACACUGUCCCUCUGCUGCAUUUCCGCCAGGAGAUGAAGAAAGCCAAGAGCUGUGUCUUAACUUCUGAGAAGUAGACACCGUAUUGCCUGAAGUGAUGCUUAUCCCCUUCCCUGCUGUGUCAUAAUGACAGGGUAACUUUUGUGGCUUUUCUUCAGCCAUGUGUGUCCUGACUACCUGUCAGAUGAACACAGUAUUCCUUGACAGAUAUAUUUUUCUAAAUAGUCCUCCAUGUCCUAUUUCUACAGUCAGGAACACACUCUGUACAGCAAAAGGAGAGCUGGAAAUGGUGUUGGCUGCCCUGUGCAGUUGGGUAUCAUUUUAUUUUUGUUUCUUAAAUCAAAGGAAAUCACUGGGCCCUAAAAGAGUGAAACCUAAUAAUGAAUUCUCAGUAGCAUCCGCUAGCCAUAAGUCACAGAACAUUGAGAUGGUGAUGUAUCUAUUGCUGGAAUAGUACCACUUUAGGCUUAACAAGUGGGCUAUUAAAUAUUUGAAUGCUACCAUAUUUAAAGAAAAAAGAUCCUGGUACAUGUUAAACUAAGAGUAACUUUGGUGGCUGUGUUCUGGCAGGUUCUCCUUUACCUGUAACUUCCCAAAAGUGCAUGAUCAGUUUGAGGGGCAGUCUGUGUACAUCCCACCUAUUCUUGCAACACCUGCAUCUCAUUCAUCUUGUUGCCUAUUCAACAUUGGCACCCUUUUUUCUAUACACAGAUUGGGUGCAAAGGUUGAAAACCUGCUUAAUUCCUUCUGCUCUGUAACACAUCAAAGCAGUUGCCAGUUUUGGCCCUUGCAUUUACUUUGAACUGACAACUUUACCCCUGGGGAGUGGAGCGCUUAGACUCUUCACUCUCAUUGGGGAGUGGUCUCUCUCCCUCUGGCAGUGCCAGUUCUGCAGUUUCCUGCCAAUACAUGGAGACCCUGAACAUGGGUACAUUUGCACCUCAAGCGGGGGUUUUCUGCAAUAGCCCUCUUGUAGCAAUGAUUCAUGGUGCAAUAAAGGAAUGCCUUGUCUAUG
Molecule: messenger RNA, 4024 nt
Organism: Sceloporus undulatus (fence lizard)
Lineage: Eukaryota; Metazoa; Chordata; Lepidosauria; Squamata; Phrynosomatidae
Gene: USP36
Product: ubiquitin specific peptidase 36
Biological process (GO): regulation of apoptotic process; protein deubiquitination
Cellular component (GO): cytosol; nucleus
Molecular function (GO): cysteine-type endopeptidase activity; cysteine-type deubiquitinase activity
Source: RefSeq, a predicted model, not a curated record